Messenger RNA from Poeciliopsis prolifica (blackstripe livebearer), 2442 nucleotides. RefSeq names its product occludin a (gene oclna). The record is from RefSeq and is a predicted model, not a curated record. Gene Ontology annotation, biological process: bicellular tight junction assembly. NCBI's taxonomy places the organism in Eukaryota, Metazoa, Chordata, Actinopteri, Cyprinodontiformes, Poeciliidae. The coding region runs from base 194 to 1678 and encodes 494 amino acids. The transcript is spliced from 9 exons. Gene Ontology annotation, cellular component: apical plasma membrane; cytoplasmic vesicle; bicellular tight junction.
AGCAGCUGCAGUUUCACUAGAGACAUUUUGGAGCAGAGGAGCCUGACAGCAACAGGGACAGGGACAUUCUCAGUUCUGUCUUUGGAUUUAGUGGUAAAAAAAAGAAAAAAAAGGCCCAGCGGCAUAUCUGUGGAUUCAGCUUCAAUUCAAUUAAGGUUGUUCUGAUUGGGACUGUUGAGUGGAGCAAACAGAUAUGUCCUCCAAACCCAAUGGGAGCCCCCCUCCCUAUGAAGAGGAUAAUAGAUAUAAUGGACCUCCUCAGUCAGCCUACUCUUACAUCCCUGACGAUGAGUUUCAGCACUUCUACCGCUGGUCCUCGCCUCCGGGGAUCCUUAAAAUCAUGGCCAUCAUUGUCCUUGUGCUGUGUGUGGCCAUCUUUGCCUGCGUUGCCUCAACGCUGGCGUAUGACAGUCAGGGAGCCAUGUCCGGCUUUGGGGGAAUGUACCCAAAUUAUGGAGGGAUGUAUGGACAGGGAGGUUAUGGAGGAUCAAACUACUAUGGAGCCGGAAACAGUUAUGGCUACGGCUCAAUUGGGGGAAACUACAAUGACCCCCGGGCUGGGAAAGGGUUUAUGAUCACAAUGGCCGCCUUUUCCUUCAUCUUCUCCUUGAUCGUCUUUAUCAUCAUCGUGUCUCAUCAGAGCCUGUCUCAGAGCAGGAAGUUCUACCUGGCCGUGUUGAUCAUCUGCCCCAUCCUGGCACUGUUGAUGCUCGUAGCCACCAUAGUGUACUUGGUGGCAAUAAACCCCUCAUCCCAGGCCUCCACAGUUUACGGCAGCCAGAUUGCGGCUCUGUGUGCUCCAUAUCAACAACAACAGAUGACAGGACUGCUUCAGAACCAGUACCUUUACCACUACUGCGUGGUGGAACCACAGGAGGCCAUCGCCGUCGUGUUCGGCUUCAUGGUGACCGCAGCUUUGAUCAUCAUGCUCGUCUUCGCCCUCAAGACUCGACAGAAGAUCAACAACUAUGGAAAACAGAACAUCUUGUGGAAGAAAUUCAAAGUCGUGGAUGAUCUCGCACCUCCUGAGGACGUCGAGGCGUGGGUGAACAACGUGUCCGCUCCCCCUGAAGACGCCCCAGCUGCAGACUACCCAGACUACUCGGAGAAGCGGAGAGGCUCCAGGAGUUACCUGGAUGAUGAGAGCAGCUACGACAAACCCCCCAUAAGCUACACCCCGCAACCUGUGGUUGACAGGCCCUUGCAGAACGGGGCCCCUUACAGCAGCAGCAGCUCGGAGAUGGCAAGCUCAGCGGGGCGGCCCAAAAAGAGGCGCGCAGGUCGGCCGCACCGCGUCGACGGGCAGGACUACGACACGGACUACAACUCGUCUGGGGACGAGCUGGACGACGACGACUUCGACAGUGAGUUCCCGCCGAUAGAAAACGAGCAGCAGCGCAACAGCUACAAGCAGGAGUUUGACCGCGACCACCUGGAGUACAAAGACCUGCAGGCGGAGCUGGACGUCCUCAACAAGGACCUGUCCAAUCUGGACAGAGAGAUGGACGAGCUGGAGGAGGGAAGCCCACAGUUCCUGGACACUCUGGAUGAGUACAACAAGCUGAAGAGAAUAAAGAAGUCUCCAGAUUACCAGGUGAAGAAGCGCAGGUGUAAAUAUCUGAAGCACAAACUGAACCACAUCAAGAAGAUGGUCGGUGAUUAUGACCGCAGGACCUGAAUGAGUCCGGAUCAAUAACUCCCGUCCAGCGCAGGAAGGACUGCUGUAAAUCUGGGUUGGCAAGUUGUUUUUGUUUUUUGUUUUUUUUGUUUUUUUUUUUUUGGCAGUAAGUUUGUCUCCAAAGCUAGGAUGACUUGCAUUGAGCAACAUGAAAGUUGCUCAAUGCAACUUUCAUGUUGUAUUUCUUUUUUUUCUUGUAUUAUGUCGUCGUUUGUAUUUUGAGUGAUUAUCAUCACAUAUUUAUUGUCUAGUGGAAGAGUUUUGCGACUUGUCCUUGAAGUGAAAAGAAAAUGAAAAAUAAUGUUUGGUUUUAGUAGGUUCCCCUACACCAGUGGUUCUCAAAGGUCCUCCUCCUGUCCCCCCUCCCCUUUCCUAUGGAUUACAAUUAAAUCCCCCCAAAAAUGAAAAAAAUAAAUAAAUCAACUGGACACACACAUCAUUCAACCAGACAUAAACCUACUCAAACAUUUUGUUUUCAAACUUCAGGUUGCAGCAAAACACUUUUGUGUAACUGUUUUUUUUUUUUUUUUUUCAUUCAUCCAUACUGUCUUCCCCCCCCCAAAGCACCCCCAAUUUGCCCUACACUGAACUGAUGUCAGCCGAUUUAUUUUUCAUCACUGUUUCACUGUAAAAUGACUGUAAAUAUGCGGGUUGUGAUUUUGUUCUCUUGCACACAGUUUGGAAUAUUAGCAUGUUUCCUACCCUGUGGUGUAUUUUGCAAUGAUCUGUGAUACAUUUUUAUCUGAAUAAAAUCUUUUAUUGAA